CUCCACACAAACCGAUAUACAUAUACUGAUAUACUAUCGUACUACGUCCUCCGUAUAUUUCUGGUCGGCCGCCUCAAUCGGAUUGGCAGUCACAGGCGGGAGCAAUGCGGCGCCCGAUAUAUGCUCUUCUGCUCACUGUAUUUGCCGUCUUUUCCGCCGCUAAUUCCACCGGUAACUUCGCCGGUUUUUCGAGCAUACUCCUCAAGUCUGAUGUCACUGGACUAUGUACUGACCUCAUCGAACUUGCCGGUUUCCCUUGCAUUGAGCACUCCACUGAAACGAAGGAUGGAUACGUUCUUGGGCUUCAACGGGUUGGGUCCAGCUCAGGAAUUGUCAAAGGAAAAUUAGGUCCUCCGGUUCUACUUCUUCACGGUCUUUUUAUGGCAGGAGAUGCAUGGUUUCUGAAUUCUGUGAAUCAAUCGUUGGGCUUUAUACUUGCUGAUCGUGGCUUUGAUGUUUGGGUUGGAAAUGUAAGAGGAACUCGCUGGAGCCAUGGGCACAUAUCUCUAACUGAGAAAGAUAAGGAUUUCUGGGACUGGAGCUGGCAAGAAUUGGCUCUUUACGAUCUAGCAGAGAUGAUACGCUAUGUAUAUUCAAUCACCAACUCAAAAGUCUCCAUUGUGGGACACUCUCAGGGAACAAUAAUUUCUCUGGCUGCUUUUACUCAACCAGAUAUAGUUGUCAUGGUUAAAGCUGCAGCACUCCUUUGCCCGAUAUCGUAUUUAGAUCAUAUUUCAUCUACUUUUGUCCUCAGAAUGGUCAAGAUGUAUGUCGAUGAGAUGAUUCUUGCAUUGGGGAUUCAUGAACUUAACUUCAAGAGUGACCUUUCCACUCGCAUCAUGGAUAUGAUGUGUGAUGGACAUGUUAACUGUGAUGACAUGUUAUCAGCUAUCACAGGGAAGGAUUGCUGCUUCAACUCUUCUAGGAUUGAUUUCUACCUUGAUUAUGAACCACACCCAUCAUCCACGAAGAACUUGGUUCAUCUUUUCCAAAUGAUCAGGAAAGGCACUUUUUCAAAGUAUGAUUAUGGAGUGUGGAAAAACAUGAAGCUUUAUGGUCAGAGGAAGCCCCCAGAAUUUGAUCUUAGUCAGAUUCCCAGUUCUCUGCCUCUUUGGCUAGGCUAUGGAGGGAGCGAUGCCUUAGCAGAUGUUACAGAUGUUGAACACACACUCAGGGAGUUGAAAACGGUCAAGCCAGAUCUGCUCUAUCUUGAUGAUUAUGGCCACAUCGAUUUUCUUUUGAGUGUUCGGUCCAAAGAAGAUGUUUAUGACAGCAUUGUUGGGUUUUUCAAGUCAUUGCAGAAGCACUCAGUUAUUAUUAAGUGAUUGGUUCAUGACUUAUACUCCUUCAUCUGCCAAAGAGAGAUGUCUUGUUUCUAAUACUAAUUUUCCAGCUCAAGCCUCGGUGUGAUUCCACUUAUCACUAUUUCUGUGUGUAAAUCUGCAGAUAUGAAACAACUUUGUAUAUAUGAUAUAAUGAUUCCACUAGUCACUAUCUCUGUUUCAGAAUCUACAUUACUUAUAUUCAGUUCUAUAGAGGAGGGUGACCAUCACGGUGGGCCGGUGGCAUCACCCUCCAUUUUUUUGGGUUAAGUGGCUAUAUAGCAUAGGGAGUAUGUAAAUAGGAGAAAUUCAAUUAAUAGCUUCUAUUUUGAUGUAUUAAAUCAUUUAAUACAUAGCAUAUUUUUAAUGUCAGAAAU
Molecule: messenger RNA, 1699 nt
Organism: Cuscuta europaea
Lineage: Eukaryota; Viridiplantae; Streptophyta; Magnoliopsida; Solanales; Convolvulaceae
Source: the annotation of a GenBank genome assembly